AUGAGUGGAACAAUCACCACUUUCAUUCUUACCCCCAUCACUGCUGUCUCUCUUUCCUUUCUGUCUGCCCUUGAACACUGUCCUCCUUACAAUACCACACCUGCUAUCUCAGUACCUACAUUUGACAUGCCUUCAAACCCCAAUUCACCAUUCUCUCCUGUCCCUCCAGCCAUUUCACUACCACCUUCAGAUGAUUCAGCUAUUGAUUCUAUUCAGGACAUUAUUCUAGAGCAAUUACUGAAGAACAUUGCCCAGGAGACCAGGAUGGCCUAUGCAAUGGCUGCCUUUGUGCCUUCUUGUUUGUAA
Messenger RNA from Marasmius oreades (fairy-ring Marasmius), 306 nucleotides. RefSeq lists its product as uncharacterized. The record is from RefSeq and is a predicted model, not a curated record. The transcript has a single exon. The coding region runs from base 1 to 306 and encodes 101 amino acids. Lineage: Eukaryota; Fungi; Basidiomycota; Agaricomycetes; Agaricales; Marasmiaceae.